GCUCUCGUACGGGACAAUUUUCGGUGUAUGGUCACCGGCAAAGUCGAUUUCAAAGCUUACAUGAAGGGGCUCGCCCUCCCGGUAUCUGGAGAACAUGUUACGACGACUCGAUGUUGCCACAUCUUCCCGGAUUCUCUCGGACACAUCACCGAGCUUCUCAAGGAGUCUGAAGCCGCGUCUGUGUGGGCGAUAUUGACGCGGCUCGGGUACGAGGAUAUACGCGCGGAGCUCCGGUCGGCUCUCGAAGAGGCCAACCUGUAUCGGCUGAGCAAUAUUCUAAUGCUCGCCAGUUUUAUCCACGACCUCUUUGAUGGAUUGAGCCUCUGGUUUGAGGCUGUGAAUGACAAGCCGAACUUCUACAACAUUGCCCUCGCUCCUGGUGUGGACAGACAGCUGAUGUCUGUCCCGAACAGUGUGCAGUUCGUGUCUCGUCACCCGGACCUGCCUCUCCCCAACACACGGUACCUCCACAUUAACUCGACCUGCUGUCGCGUCGCGCACCUGUCUGGGGCCGUGGACUACAUUGGCCGCAUCGCGAGCGAAGCCGAGGAAGCGGAAGUCUUGGCUAAGGAUGGCGCGUCUGCGGAUGUGCUCGCCUUCGCGCUGAAUCGUCACCUGGCGAGGGCGGUCUAG
Messenger RNA from Trametes versicolor FP-101664 SS1, 633 nucleotides. RefSeq lists its product as uncharacterized. The annotation marks the transcript as partial. The record is from RefSeq and is a predicted model, not a curated record. Lineage: Eukaryota; Fungi; Basidiomycota; Agaricomycetes; Polyporales; Polyporaceae. The transcript is spliced from 3 exons.